CCCAGAUCAAUAUACCCUAACUUACCACUUUACCAGCCCAAACAAUUUUCUUGAAACAGGUUCCUUCGUUUACCUCUUUCUUCUUCCCUGGUAAUUUAGUUCAAUUCAACAGAGCAGAGAGCUCAGUUGCUAAUUUGCUUUGCAAAAAGCGUCGGAAAUCCAGUUGCUUUGUAAAAAGCGUCGGAAAUUUAUCAAACAAGUUGAUUUGAAGCUAAAUCAUACAGUGAGAGGAUGGUUCAAGCCAAGCAUAAAAAAUCCAAACCUAAGAAACUAUCACAUGCCAAAAAGCAUGGAAAGCAGGGUGACAUAUCUAACUUCCAUGCUCAGCUUGAUUUGUUGGAUUUGAAGAUUAUCCAAGUGACAGCUGAUGGCAAUUGUUUCUUCAGCUUGCAGGGCAUUGGCUGAUCAGUUGGAGGGCAAUGAAGAGGAACAUGAAAAGUAUCGUCGUAUGGUUGUGCAGUAUAUUGAGAAAAAUCGUGAACUAUUUGAGCCAUUUAUCGAGGAUGAUGUCCCUUUUGAUGAAUACUGCCAGUCCAUGGGAAAGGAUGGCACGUGGGCUGGACAUAUGGAAUUGCAAGCAGCUUCCCUUGUGACUCAUACUAACAUCUGUAUUCAUCGUCAUAUGUCACCUCGAUGGUACAUACGGAAUUUUGAUGACCAGGGGGCAUGCAUGAUUCAUCUGUCUUAUCACGACGGAGAGCACUACAACAGCUUAAGAUUAAAGGAAGAUCAGUGCAGCGGACCUGCUAAGCCUAUCAUGAUUAAGGCUGAUGAUAAUAUUACAGCAAGUGCACAACAAGCAAAAUCUGCAGGCAGUCAAUCAAAAGCAAAACAUUCAAAUAUUGCUGUUUACGAAGGAGCCCUUAAAAUGGUCAUGGCAGGCAGUGGUUGUGAUGAUGCUGAAAAGGUUAAGCAGGUUUUAUUGCAAGUGGAUGGUGAUGUUGAUGCUGCAACUGAGUUCUUGAUAGCAGAACAAGAAGCUGGAGAAACAUUAGAGGAAAAUGGUGUUUGUCAUGAAAAUGAUAAAAUUGGUAAUGGCGAAGAUGAAAGUACAAAAUCUGAUAACCAUGUGGAAAACAGAGUUCCUUUAGAGAUACUAGAACAUUCAACUGACAUUUCUAGCAAGGUUGACAAGAAAAUUCCCAAUAAUAAGGUUUGCCCUUGUGGAUCAAAGAAAAAAUAUAAGGCGUGUUGUGGAGCAGCUUCUGGCAAAACCUGUUCUAAAGCUGUAGUUGACAACGAAGUUCAUGCUAGAAGGAGUAAAAGAGGGAAGCAAAGGAAGAAGGUUAUACCAAUUACCAAAGCAGGUUCCUGUGGGUCAAACAAUAAUUUGCCUGAUAUGGGUGCAUUGUGUAUCUGAUUUAAAGGUAUUUCAUAUUUUAUCUUUUUUUAUAGCUUCAACAUUAUUCUUGUGUAUCUCCUAUUUGAGAAAAAACCAUUUUGUUUCCCGCAGAUGGUGUUAUAUAAAACUUCUGCUUGAAAAUUACUCCUCUUCAAUCACAAAUCCUUUUUGGCAACAUGCUUAUCUUAUCUACGUAAUAUCCUGCUAGAAUUCGAAAUUUCAGUUCUCAUAUGUGUCAUGUGUGCCUUAUUAUAUGCAGUGUGGUACACCAUACUCCGUAUUAUAAACACGCCAAUUACCCAUGAAAUCUGUGGAAAAAGGCAUUGUUGUGAUUGUUGUAGGCUUGUAGCGUAGAAUGUUUCCGUAUUACAUUAAUACAACUAACGCUCGACGGUUGUGACUAGAUGUUGGCAUCUCUGGGAUGUUCAUGAUUCUUUUUGUAAUUAUAACAAGUAGAACGAACUGACACUAAGAUUGCAGUGAGUCAGUGACCAGUGAUACGAGGUUAUGAUGUUUGGCUUUUGGCUGAUUGCAUUAACUCAAAAGAAUUUGGUUUUCAAUACUUAGUUCCUCUUCGGAAAUUGAUGUUGGCAUCUCUGGGAUGUUCAUGAUUCUUUUAGUUUUUACCUCCUUGUGAAGAUUGUUGAUUGCAUAACUAAAGUUGUACAUUAGCCGGCACUUCUUGAAGUAAAUUAAACUCGAGUGUUCUUAGGUAUUAAAAUUAUACUGAAUUGUCAUGUGUAGAGAUCAUGAUUAAUAAAAAAACUGAGGAAAUGAAAUGAUUUUGGCACACAUCUAUGUGAGAUGCUCUUCUCACAUAGGGGUGUGUCAAAAUCAGUUAAUGGUGUACCAAAAUCAAUUUCCGAAGUGUGUUUGUGUAGUCAUUAAUUCAAGUACUAGUGUACUACUAGUAUUGUACUUCUAAAGGUACAGUUUCCAAGAAAGAAUAUAUAGUAGGAAAAGGAAAAAAGAAAAAGGAAAUCAAAAUCUAUUUCCUUUUAAUCCAGGUGAGCACAACCUUAAUUUUGCCAUCCCAUAUUUAGAGGGCACUGAAAAGAUGCUAAAGUGAUUAACAGUGACUAACAACUGUGGUGGGACAGUAGCAAAGUGGACUUAUUUUUCAGUAGUUGGUGCCAGUAUUUAAUUUAUUUUUUCAAUUUCAAUUUCUAUUGGUUUAAGGUCUAUGACCUAUUGACCUUUAAAUAAAAGGUCAAUUCCUUAAUCUGGCUAAAACUGUUUAGGGCCACUUUCAAAAUUAUAGGCCCUAUAACGGCUAUUUGAUACCAUAAUUUGUACUUACAUACCAAUGAAAACAGUAUCAUGAGUCAUGACCCAUCACAGUUAUGCUUUAUUUGUCUUAUAAAUGGUGAAUUGUUAGACAUCAAUAACUAAUUAUCUCCCUUGUAAUAGAGUUAUUAAAUCCAAUUGGUGUGACUAAAUCAGGUUUAGUAUACUUUAAAAAAAAAAAAAAAA
This is a messenger RNA of Chenopodium quinoa (quinoa), 2815 nucleotides long. Its product is annotated as OTU domain-containing protein 3-like. NCBI's taxonomy places the organism in Eukaryota, Viridiplantae, Streptophyta, Magnoliopsida, Caryophyllales, Amaranthaceae. Gene Ontology annotation, molecular function: cysteine-type deubiquitinase activity. Bases 368 to 1360 code for a protein of 330 amino acids. Gene Ontology annotation, biological process: protein deubiquitination. The transcript has 11 exons. The record is from RefSeq and is a predicted model, not a curated record.